AUGGACUCAGUGGAAGGGAAGCUAAUGCACAGAAAAACUACAUUUGGUGCAAUCUUUCCCUACAAUGGGUCUCUAUACACCGUCAAAGGCGCUCUCAACGUAUCACUUCCGUCAGGUGAUUUGGAAGUCACCGUCAAAUUCACUCCUGACGCGGAUAUGACUGUGCAGCCACGCGAGCUCACCGGGAGCUUCGGGCCAGAAAAAAUUCGAAUCAAACUUGAUGAUAAGGUUCUCAUCGAGGGGUCUCUGAAAGAUGCCGUGGAGGUUGAAACCAGUCUUCGGGGCACUGCUAAAUGGGUCUUCGUAUGA
Messenger RNA from Penicillium nucicola, 309 nucleotides. RefSeq lists its product as uncharacterized. The transcript has a single exon. NCBI's taxonomy places the organism in Eukaryota, Fungi, Ascomycota, Eurotiomycetes, Eurotiales, Aspergillaceae. The record is from RefSeq and is a predicted model, not a curated record. The coding region runs from base 1 to 309 and encodes 102 amino acids.